Messenger RNA from Cololabis saira (Pacific saury), 1828 nucleotides. RefSeq names its product renin binding protein (gene renbp). The record is from RefSeq and is a predicted model, not a curated record. Gene Ontology annotation, biological process: carbohydrate metabolic process; N-acetylglucosamine metabolic process; N-acetylmannosamine metabolic process. Lineage: Eukaryota; Metazoa; Chordata; Actinopteri; Beloniformes; Belonidae. The transcript has 11 exons. Bases 66 to 1277 code for a protein of 403 amino acids. Gene Ontology annotation, molecular function: peptidase inhibitor activity; N-acylglucosamine 2-epimerase activity.
CAACACCGAUCCUGACGGACCUGACACUCGGAGCAGCUCUCACAUCGUCUGCAGGACCAGAAACCAUGUCUGCGGUGAAGCUGGAGGAGUGUCGGCAGCACAUCAGGGCACAGCUGGACAACGUUGUGGACUUCUGGCUAAAAUACUCUCAUGACACUGAACACGGAGGGUUCUUCACGUGCCUGGGAAGGGACGGGACGGUUUAUGAUGAGCUGAAGUACGUCUGGCUGCAGGGCAGACAGGUCUGGAUGUAUUGUCGCCUCUACCGAACCAUGGAUCGCUUCCACAGGCCUGAAAUCCUGGAAGCAGCCAAAGCUGGAGGAACUUUCCUGAGAAAGUUUGCUCGCGUGUCCAACAGCAGCGGCCAGUGGAAAUGUGCUUUCUGCUUAACACGAGAUGGUAAAGCAGUCAAAGUUCAGAGGACCAUCUUCAGUGAGUGUUUCUACAUAAUGGCCAUGGACGAACUAAGCAGGGCCACUGGUGACAAGGACAUGCAGCUGGAGGCCGAGCAGAUGAUGGAGCAGCUGAUCCAGUGGGUUCGGGUGGACUCGUCGGGCCUGGGCCGGCCCCAGCUCCCGGGAGAUGUUCCCACCAGCAGCAUGGCAGUUCCUAUGAUGCUGUUGUGUCUGGUCCAACAGCUGACGGAGGACCGGGAGCCAGAGGUGGUGCAGAAGUACCGAGAGCUGGGAAGCUGGUGCGUCCAUCAGAUUCUACAACACGUCCAGAGAGCUGGCACAGCGAUUCUGGAGAACGUGUCCGCGGAUGGAGCGGAGCUGCCGGGUUGUCUGGGCCGUCAGCAGAACCCAGGCCACGCCCUGGAAGCAGGCUGGUUCCUGCUCCAGUACAGCGAGCAGAGGGGCGACGGUGACCUCCAAAGAACCGCCAUCGACAAGUUCUUGGAGCUUCCUUAUCAGUAUGGCUGGGAUAAAGAGCACGGCGGCCUGUUGUACUUCCUGGAUGUGGAUGGUCACUGCCCUACUCAGCUGGAGUGGAGCAUGAAGCUGUGGUGGCCUCACUGCGAGGCUCUCAUCGCCUUCCUCAUGGCCUACGGGAAAACCAGGAAGCCGGAGCUGCUGGAGAGAUUCUUUCACGUUUACGAUUACACUUUCAGUCAUUUUCCUGAUUCUAAAAGUGGGGAGUGGUUUGGAUAUUUGACACAAGAAGGGAAAGUAGCAUUGGAUUUUAAAGGGGGCCCCUUUAAAGGGUUCUUCCAUGUGCCUCGCUGCCUGUACAUGUGCGAACGCAUGUUGGACGAUCUGCUGCAAAACAAGGACUGAACACUCAGGCAGUGUUCCCAUAGAGGCAUUUAAUCUGGUCUGUGCACCGAAUCAGAUCACAUGUAAUCUGAUUAUAAAAUUAAAGUGCAUAAACCUCCUACAAUCUAUCACUGUAACUGUCACUGCAGUGUCUUCUUCUCACGGCAAAUAUUCAGUUAAUCAGAAAUUGUUGGGAAGUUAUUUUCCAGCGGGUUCUCGAGAAGAUGCUCAGGCUGGACUAUAUUUUUAUAACUUUACACACAUCUGAUGCCUUAUUCCUCUCACUACAAGUGAUUCAUCCUUCCAUACUUUAUAAUUUUCUUUAUUUUAUGUUAAUUUGAUCUUUGAAAGUCCAAUGCAAAUAUACUAAGUAGGCAUACCUCAAAAUGAUUUGAUUAAACUUUGAUUAAGCAUGAGUCUUAUUGAUUAAAUUACUUCAGAUUUCAUGUGUUUAAACUGAGAAUGUUCAUGUAAAACAAUGUUAUUUACAUGUGUUUAACCCCUGAGGUCUCCAGCAUCUGUAAUAAAGCUGACAUCAACAGUUUCUAAUAAAGCAGGCUGGUCUCGCCCUU